GCAUAUUAGAGAUCAUCAUCAUGAGCGACACUAUCACGGUCUUCGAGACCAUGUUGAUAGUCAACACGAGCAAGAUCACCAGCACUAUGAGCAACAUCAUUAUGGAACGAGCAGGGGUCCUAGAGGACGAGGAGAGCGCGAUCUUUACUACCACGGACAACAUGGACAUCAACAUGGAGGAGCUCCAUAUGCUGGAGGGCACGGACAUCACGGACAAGCAUAUGGAGGAGGACACCACAACUAUCCGGCACAUGAUCAUCAUCAAAAUUCUUUCCAACAUGGGGACCAACAUGAACGUUCGUAUGGGACGAGGAGAGAGGAACACUCGUCCACCAACUAUCAUGGCGUAGGAGGUGGGGACCAACAUUCGUCCAACACCUAUCAUGGCGUAGGAGGUGACAAAAAUUAUCGGCCACCACAUUCUGAAGAGCAACGGACACAUUCUGAGGAGGAUCAGCGUGCUUUGGCUGCCAUUCUAGAUGCAGCGGGAGAGCAGUUCUUUCAAGAUGACAAAAAGGAGCCACAACAAAAACAGGAUGCCAGUAAUGCCUGUAAAAAUGUUGAUUCAAGAACAGAGGAACUAGUUGUAGAUGAACAAGGAGGUGGAAAUAAACCUCCCAUCAGACGAGGUUACUACACUGAAGACAUGAUGAAGACGCAUGAAUUGCUACUGCCGAAGAAGCCUGAAGCUGCCGCUCUCGAACGACUCGGAAUUGACGCUGUAGCGGACAAACUCCGAAGCACGACUUCGGUUGGGGAUAAUUCUGCAGGUGCAGAAUUUUCUCUGCUCCUAGAGGAGAAAGUGGAGCACUUGGAGGGAGACGCCAUGCGCAGAUUGAGGAUUCAGGGAGGUACUUACUACAUUUAAGUACUUACUCGAAAACUGAAAAUAACCGAGUUACUGACUGAAAUAAGGGAGGUAGCUUAGCACCAAGGCUACUCUUCCUUCUCGUCAGCAUCUCGUUUAUUCUAAGUAGUUACUCGCUUAUUUCAGUUUUUCGAAUAGAUGAUUAUAUACUGACAUCGUAAGACUACUAUAUAGCAUCUAUUGUCUUCUUCCCAUGAUCGUCCCUUGUGUUUCUGAAUAUCUCGAUGUUCUUGCACUAUCUCAGCUUGUGAUAUCUCAAAAGGGCCAACACGCUAGUGAUAGAGAAAUUUCUUGUGUGGAUUGCACCUAUGCAGUUACUCAAUUCUAGCCAACAUCAGGACCCUAGUUGUAACUUGUAAUAGCCAAUAUCGUACCUAUUCUAGCCAACAUCAACACCCUAGUUGUAAUAUAUAUGCCAUUUAUCGUCCCUACAGCCGAGACCAACGCGGCUGUGCUUGCUGUGAUCCAAGAGUUAUGGAGCAAUGUCUUCGAGGAGUUCGUGGCCACUGUGAGGAUGAUCCUGCCCUCUGACAUUGCGGUUGAUUGUGAACGCCUAGAGGAAGCUGGAGCCGGAAUUAGCGCCACCGUUGAUACAUACACAUCUUCUCCGAGGAUUAGUGGAGCAGUGUUAUGAUUCCCCUUGUUUUUCCAUCUCUAUCCGCCUCUGUAGUGUUUUGCUGCUCUGAUGUAGUUCUUUUGCUGCUGGAGAAGAAGUCCCUGUAAUUCAAGAGAACUUAAUAUACCCCGUGAGUGGGAGGUACAUCUAUCUAUCUAUCUAUGCUCUCAUAGAUGACAAUGCUAGGGCAACAACAAGGCUAGUGCCAGGGAUCGUCAUCUAGAUGAAUAAAAGCCACCUCUAAAAAGACCAGUGGAGGAGAGGUUAGUGACCCUGGAUGGCGACCUAGACAGUUGCUGCUCCGCAAUUGCACACAUUUUAGACGUGAAAAGAAACUACUACCAGGAGCGACUGAAUGAGCAGCAACGACUGAAGGUUAUGAGCAGGUCUUCCUGCCCUUCGAACAAUCAAAAUGCUGAAAGUAAGGAGGCCGAAUUGGCAGAUGCUCAUGGUCAACAACUCUCCGGUGGCGCGUCAACAUCUUCUCGAAGAUUGUGGGGACCAGUUGGACCUUCGCCUACAAGUAUCUUCAUGUUUUCUUUUCGUUCCUAGGUGAGAAUCAAAUUCGAAAACGAGGAAGAUGAUCCGUCUUUUCUCAUUUUGAGGUUCAAAUCAAAUCCGUUGCAACAACAGGUAAGUGUGACCUUUCCGUGUCCGUCCCUAGCAACAUCGGCAACGUGACCCACAUCCCCAACGACGACGCCAUGAACAACUUUGACCACACUACAAAAAGCAGCAACGCUGGCCCCACACCUAGGGCAGGACCAAACACCACAAUGCGAAUUAAGGCUACAACUGCUACUAAUUUGUGUUUUUUUGUUCUGUAUGGUGGAUAAGGAUUUUUGAUUUCAUCUUCCUCCGAGGAACAUUCAACAUUUUAGUUUGUGAUUUAUAAGGGGGUGUAAAGCUGCACCAGUUAGGAGAAGUUGCAUCUUUCCAACUUUUUUUCGGGGAAAAGCAUGUUGAAUCUCAAUAGUACGAGGUCCUUAGCUCUAAGACACGUGACUUCCGUCAACAGGCGCCUCAACGAAGGUCAGGUGGCGGCUCUAGCGUGUCUUCUACACCUUGUCACGCCACAGCAGGCGGUGUCACUCGGUCCUUGGAUGAUACGGACUAUUUUUGGCGGUUUUUCACGCCGCCAGACAUGGUAGCCAUGUGCUUCAAGGGGACGACGAAGGUCCUUACAACUGCUUAGAUAACGUACGACGCGUUUCAAGAGAACAACUAUUACUUACUAGGACAACUAAUAGUUCUUGUGCUGAGAUCUUCGUCAAUCUUCGUGUAUAUUCUUUCUAUCUACUAACUUUGUAACUAUAGAAUUCUAUCUACUACUACUCCUAGUCCUGGCUGUACUUACAUUCUGCUCUCUAUCUUCUAUUUCCAGAACGCAUCUCCUUGAGAUCAAUCUGAGAAAAUUCCAACAACUGCAAGAAAAAACUCCACAGCCUAUGUACCACAAGGGUGAGCCGAUAACGAAGUUGUGCAUGAUGCUGCCCAAGUCAUUGGCGCAAGUGAAUUCGCGCAAGAUCAAGGAAAUCAAGGAAAAAAGCGGUCUACGAGUCCUCUCCUUGAACAACAGCAACAACAUCAACCUCUUGAGCCAGGACCUUUUCGCAAUCUUCUUGCAAGGAAGUACUAUUUUUAGCUUUUUGUUUUUUGUUUCUUUACUACUACUUCUAGUUAUCGUGACUAAGGGUCGUUUUCAAGUACUGCAGUUAACAGGAUGACAUUCACAUUGAUUUUGUUCCUUCAUCUCUUGGUACAACUUUUUGUUCUACUUCCUCCCUCUUUUCUUUCAACGAAGAAAUCAUCCCAUCAUCAUCCCAGUUGUCACCGACAUCGUUUCUGCUAUCGAGCUGAUCUAUGCUCCGGCCAGUGCCUUCGCUCAGGGCAGCAAGAUCGUUGCUUACAGCUUGUUCCCCGAGAAGGUUCUGCAGUCCAUCGUGAACGCUUCCGGUUGCGGUGUGCGGGAUGAAUUGUCAAAAAACUACGGGGUAGCGGGAAUUUUGUGUCGCCGUUCCGAGAUGCAGAAGCUAUCUGGGUCUCAGCGUCUUCUCGCGUGGACGGGUCCGAAAACGAAAAUCGCCCAAAGCCUUGGAAAAUGCCUCAACAAAGUGAACGUACUAACGAAUUGAGGAGGACUGUCGUGUUGGUUGCGCAUAAUUUUGCAUCUAUUUAUAAGGUGUGCAGGAGAAGAACAGUACAAGUCUCCCUCGUCCGCCAACACUAUUUAUGAGGUAGCUUAGGUUGUCACGUGGGUCGUCUAUGAAUAAAUGAAAGGAUAACGCCUGUGCGAUAUUUUGAUGGAAUUUCUAUCAUCAUGUUUGACUUUGAAUUUGUUAUUAGAUAUAUGGACUAUGGAAAAAGACGUUGUAAUCAGAUGAGGACUAGUAAGUUUUUUCUGAUCGCAUUCCUGUUUCAUCUUGCUGGUAUUUGACCAUCACUAGCUUUAUCUUUACGAGUGCUAAUCUAUUUCAACACAGGCUGACAGCACUCGAGUUCAAGAGGUAGCUGAUCAUGGUGAACAAGUCGCCGUCGCUCACACACCGUCGAAUGCAGAACUACUUGAAGCUGGGAGUACACCACUGGGUGGGACAUCAGUUUCAAAUAGGGCAGCAGCAGGCGUCUUUGGGGAGAGAUCCAAUACCGCUACAACAAGAAGUCUACUGAAUGUUAUGGCUACUACCGCUGACUUUUAUCUAUUCUGAGGCACUCGAGAGUGGUUUCUGAAGUAGAAAAAGAACCAUCUUCUUGAAGCACACCUCACUUUUAUAAUAACGACCUAAAGUAGAACGCGAUAGCUCUAAGAAUGGAUGCGAUCAUGCCUCUUUAGCUGGCGCGAUUGGAGGGUCAUCAGUUAAUCCAAAGUCGACCUUUCCUCCUUCGACAACUAGUACUCCCUGCAGCUAUAACCUCCUAAACUUAAGGGUUAACCAAUUACAUCCUCCACAACCAUCCCGCACUCUCUUUCUAGUAGGAAAGAGGUGGGGGAUGUGCUGAAGAAUGUAAUGUGGCAACCUUUAAUAAACAGCAAUGCGAGUACAGGUGGAGGUGCUCCUCCCUUUGGAGGUGCAGCUCAAGGAGGUCACUCACAAAACAACAACGGAAGUGGAAUGCAUCAGCUCCCCCUGCCACCCCAAGUCGGCACUGGCGGGCAGCUGGCAGGUAGCAUGAACCUGAACAGGAGCUACGGUAUUUUUAAGGCUAGGUUCUCUGUAGAAGAAGAAGACGUGUGGUGUAGAAGAAGCAUUCCAAUGUGGUGUAGGCUGAGUGAAGUCCCAUCCUUUGAUUCCUUAAAAUAAAGGGGAAAGAAACUACCAAGGGGGAAAUAAGUAGGGGGAAAUAAGUAGAAGGAGAAGGAAAACAAUACACUAAGCCAGGGAUCGAUAUUGAAAAACUAGCGCUAAUAUUUUGAACAUCAAUCAAGAAAAGCUGCCGCACAUCCGCACCUCAAGUCGGAACAAACACACGGCUGGGACGGCGCCCUUCGUCGCGAGAAACAACAGUCACUUAUACUUAUGAAUCAACUCUGUCCAGUUACUUCAGGAGAUCAUCUUCGAUACCUAGAGAGGGAAUUUUUGCAGUUACCUGUACGUAAAGAAUGCAUGGAUGGAGACGGGGUCAUCAGAAAGGGGAUUAUUGUAAGCUGCUUAUAGUAGUAGACUGGUUGUUUAGUAUCAAACGCUACAUCUGUUACGAGAGGUACUCUUUUAGAAGACAUGACUUACAGCAUAUGGUCACUUCACCAUGUAGUUGAUCUGAAUCUAUUCAUCUGGUCGUUCCGUUCCGCUGCUUUGCUUUUUUUGUGCAUUUCGUGGCUUUUACAAACGACCUAGAAUGUGGCUUGCUACCCUUCUCUCCGCUGGUUUAGACUACAUUCUGUCUUUACCGGAUCGAAUGUUGGGCACAACAGAUCCUACGUACAGUACUAAUAUAUCCUAAAGCUGCUAGUACUACAGCAUUAACUACAGCAUUAACCUAGCACUUCUCAUUAAAGAAAAUGCAUAUAUUUUCAGUUCUUCGAGGUUCAGUUGAUAAGAAAGUCCCUGCAGGACUCCUUCCAUCUCUUCUAAUCCUUGGGUUGUUGAAUAAGCAGUCGACAACGCCUGUGAUGGCGAACAGCGGACAACAACAGCAGCAGCCAUUUUUCCGUUCCACGACUGGUCUGGUUUCUCAAUCUCAGGCAGCACAACUACCAGUCCUUCAGCCGGGAGGGCAACAAGCAGGUCAACAAAGCGCCAUAGUGCCCUCGUCUCAACAGCUGGGAGGGCAGUCGAUUGCCGCAGGUGCUAUGCCUUCGCAACAGCAACAAUUCGGGGGCUCACAACUAGCGGAGCAGACCACGUCAGGACAGACACCUAGUAUGCAUGGUACUACAUCAGAACAAGGCUUGCUUGGUGCGUCUCUGGUGACAGCACCUAGGAUGCACGGUACAACUGCAGCAGAACUACAAGGUACAACUACACCAGUAAUAUGCAGUACAACUGCACCAGGUACUGCUGCACCUCUGUCAAGUUUAGAACAGGCUCUAUUCAAUGCAGCGUCGUCGAAUGCAGCCUUCUCGAGAUGCGGAUCUUCAUUUGCAAAUGUGAAUAUGGGGACGAGGACGACGCAACAAGAAGAAGCUCUGCAAUUCGGUGGUGGACAACAUCAACAUCAGAAUGUACAACAACUAGGACUGAAUCAACUAGGACUAGGACAAGGACAGCAACCUGGCACUACUCCUUGUAGUUCUACAGCGAUGAUUGGUAGCGCCACAGCAAUGCUUGGACUCUGUAGUUCGACAUCUACAGCUGCAUCGUCAAAGGAGAGCCCUAUCAACGUAGGCACUCGCAACCUGUGCCCUGCGACCAAAGCCGACGACGACUCCUGCCUUCACACGGGUAAACAUGAAUCCAAACGCAAGCUUCCGCACAGUUUAGAACAAGUCCACACGACUAGCACUUGUUUAGAAGAAGGAAAUGGUAAUGGACACACUACUUUGGAACCAAGUGGAGCUAGCGAUUUUUGUAGUACUAGUAUUAAAGCUAGUACAUCAACUACAACAUCUUCAACAAGGGUCGAAUUCUUAGACCAAGACGUGAAGAAACAUGCGCAUGUUUUGAGACCACACGAUAACAAGAAGAACGAUGAUGGUGUCAUCCCUAUGCUAGACACGACGACGACAUCAGAAGGAGACAUUCUUGGGCUUACAGCUGUGGCGAACGAAAGACAGGGACAGCUUACAAUCCACGACAUCCUGGACUCGGCGCCGACGUCGUCUGAAGAAGCUGGCGGCGACUCUACCUCAUGUUAAGACUAGGAAGUUUUGGAAAAGGAUCUCCGUUAAUAGCUAGUAAACUAGCCUAAUAAAAAUAUAAACUAGCUAAUUAACCUAGCGACGCAGAAAAAAACGAUUUUUAUGAGUGGAAGCAGUUUUACCUGUGAUAAAAAACAAUAUUAGCGUUUAUAGUAUUAGCAAUGGGCUUCAAUCUCUUAAGGACCUCCCUUAAUAGCUAUAGCAGAUCCACAUCCACUAUGAGCUGACGUAUUUCUCAAGGACGAGGAACGUGAUAGAAAUAUUAGAGGAUUCGGGAAGAUAUGUAGGAGAAAGGAUUUCUUUAGGUCAAACUACAACCUAACCGGAAGCCCCUGCUAAUGAUUGCUAGAAGCUGGCGCUGCAGAGUGGGCCGACACAUAUACUGUCGAAGAAUUGAGCGCUUAUGUUGCGGAACUGUUGGAUAUUUCCGAAAGCGAGAAUGCACUGGAAGCGAAGGCAGAGAACGAUACGGAGAAGGCGGAGAACGAUACGGAGAAGGCGGAGGCGAAGGACGAGGAAAAAGCCGAUCAUGAUGGAAAAGAAUCGGCGGAGGAACAGAUAAAACCUGUCGAGGUCGAAGGUGAGAAGAACACCGCAGAAAAAAAGGCGACCGAAGGAAAAGGAAUACUGCUUGAGAACCAAGACAGAGAAGGCGCAGAGAAAGUAGAGCAGGCCACGAUUGCUGCAGAUCCUCCGAGUAGCGCACCGAGUAGCACUUCUCCCGCCCCUGAUGACGCGGGGGCUUCUGUAGUUGACAAAGUAGAAGGACUUUCUUGCGCAAAAGAAGCAGCAGAAGAUGCGCAGGCAAAGGGGAUUAUCGCCGUUGUCGGAAAUGAAGACGAAGAUGCAAAGGCCGCUGUAGAGGAAGCACGAGUCUCAGGUACCGAGGACAUAAAGAGAGACGAGAAAGAAGACGAGAACGAUUGCGCUCCCGACACUGGUGCAGUUGUUGAUGUUCACAGAAAUGUUGAGACAAAUGUUCAUGAGGUUGAUGAACCUGCAGUACCUGUUGUCGAUAAAAUCAGUGACAUAAGUAGUGAGGAGAAAACUGCAGUACCUGUUGUCGAAAAAACGAGCGAAAAAGUUUUAGUAGAUCCUGCUACGACAGCACCACAGGCUGCAGUCAAAAAUACAGAGAUGACAAUUAUUACUCUUCAAGACGGACAAGAAGAUGCAGCUACAGUUCUUGAGGAGGAGAACAACAUCAGUAAUGUUGUGGGCGCCUCCGCCUCGUCGACAGACGAAGACGAAAUGGAAGUCGAAGAUCAUAUUGCCAGUGGACGGGAGAAACAAGAGACUACGUCCUGCUUAGAACCUUUGUCAGCGGACUCUUCGGACAGUUUUAACGCUGAGCAAGAAGAGCAACAAAAGGACGUUGGGAUGGAGGAAGCGAUAACUACAAUGGUGGAAGCUGGAGGACCAGAAGGGGCUCGAAAAACUACAGAGGAGCAGAAUGAGCAAGAAAAUGUAGAGAAAAUGCCUGCCGGUCAAGACGAUGAGAGGCAAGCAAACGUGGAGAAAAUGCCUCCCGCUUCCCUUAUAAUUGCAGAGGACCAGAAGCGAGAUGAGAUGCCUCCCGCCAAUGACGAGGAGCAGAUGGAGCAAAACCUAGAAGCAAAAAUUUCUGAGCGGAAACUAACAUUGGACUGUUUAGUACCCUCAAACGAGGAAGUAGCCCUAGAGCAAGAAGAUAGUGGUAGUGGACAGGAGAAACAAGAGUCACCACCUCCAGACGUGGCACAAACUACUUCUAGUGCCGAAAGUAGUGGCCAAGAUGACGUAGAAACAACUAAACAGGCAACUCAACAGGAAGGAGAAACUUCCAAUCCGGAAACGGGAGCUCCUUCACCGAGGCAAGAUGCUAGCAUGGGCGUGACUAACAAGGAGGUCAUUCACACUUCUUCUACAGCUUCCUGUAGUGCAGCCGCUGCCGAGGUUUCAGCUACUUCUUCAACCGGCAGGGUGGAUCCAAAAACUGCAUAUAUGAGCGCAACUACCUCCGCCAGUAUCAUGAUCUCUCUGGAAAGUCGUGAAGCAUUUUCCGAAGGGAUAUCUCGUCUCGACUUAGAUCCUAACGCAGGAGUUGACAUCCGGCUGGAUCCUCAUAUUUGGUCUGUCGCAGGAGUAAAGCUUGCCAGAGUAGAGAUCAACAUCAACCACGUGAACAAUGGCGUCGAUUGUAUAUCCCAGAUACAACUCUUAGCUGCAAACUUAGAAGACAGGGGAACGACCUCAACUACUUCUUCUAAGCGCCUAGCAGCCUGGGCUCUGGAAGAUGUGCGCUUAGGUGAGGCCUUCGCUCGUGAAUAUCAGUUUGUGAUGUCUACCCAGGUUAUGCAGCUAGUUGCAGAAAAGGUUGAGCCGUCCACUUUUUCUCAGGAUGACACCAACAAGCGAACUGAGCAGAAAUUAUCGGAAAGCACUUCUAGAAGUACUAAAAAUAUCCAAUGCGUAGUUUUUGUGCCUCCGGCUCGCUUCAGCGAACUCUUGUUGCAGCAAGCUGCGCGACGCCUGUAUUCCCAGAAUCAUGUGGAAGCUGAAGAAACAUCCCAGAUCGUUUUAGGGCCCUUACUGCCGAAAGCCUGUCCGCCAUAUUCAUUGAUGUCGCCAACACCAACAGGAACAACAGUUGUAGGUUGUUCAACAUCGCAUUUCGCAGGAUCUUCAAGCCCAACUACAUCAAAAGGAGCAGGAGCGUCGCCCUCGAGUUCCGGCGGUGGCCUUUCCGCAGCUGCUGUUGCGAAGGCUUCUUCAACCACAACAACCGCGGUGGAGGUGAUGAAUGCAGCGCAUCCGAAGUCGUCGCCUGCUUUGGGCACCUCAAGUGGGAGCUGCCACAUACAGCACGCACCUGCUUCACAAACAUCUACUUCCCAACAGCAACAACUUCUACUACUAAGUGGUCAGGGAGGACAGCAGGAAUCGGGAGGAUGUGGUGGAGCAUCAGGACCCCCACAGGACAGUACAACUAGUUGUACUACAACUACCACUAGUUGUAGUUCUUUACCACAACUAGGAGGAGGAGGUGCUCCUCCUGCUGCUCCAACUGUCGUCUUCGGGAGUGUGGAUCCCUACACUGGAGCGAUCAUAACAACCUCUUCUAGCUCCGCCUCUGGGGCAACCUUGAGUGGUGCAGCACUAGUAGCCGCAAACUUGAGUGGCUCCUGUGGAGCGUCUCUACAAUCUACUACUGGAAGUGGUACGGGUGGUCCCUAUCAACUCCAUCACGGGAGCAAAAAAUCAGCUACUAUGAUGAAAGGCAGCUACUAUAAGGGCGGCAAGAACAAGUAUGCAGCUCAUUAUCAUGGUAAAUACGGAUCCUACCAGCAUCAUCUGCACGGAGCAGCAGGUGGCAAGUAUGGAAGGGAACAACACCACGCGCCUAGUUCUUCAGGAAGUUACAGCAAUCAACAAUUAUUGGCACUACAACAUCAGCUUCUACCGACAACAAUUGCUGGCAGCAGUAAUUCUUGUUCCGUUGUGGCGGGUGUCGUGGGUGUGGCAAGUACUUCUACCGGUUCAUCAUCUUCCGUCAAGGUUCACGGUAAGUAUGGCGCUCCCGGAGUCUAUCAGCCGCCUCAUCAGCUGUCUUCUCCGGGUACUCCGCCAAGGGAAGAACAUCAGAAUGGAACCGCCAGAUGCGCAACAUCAACUCCCAGUUCAUCUGCAACUACUAUAUUAGCGGGACAGGGACAACUAGCGGGACAGCAGGGACAACUUCACACGGCAGUUGUAACUAGUACAACUGGUAAUAAUAUGGGAGGACAGCAGGAGGGACAUCAAGCCUUCACUGGCGCUGCAGGAGUAGGAACACAUCACUCGGUGUCGGGACAACCUCUUCAGGUUGGAACUUCUGCGCCUUCCCCGUCCGCUCAGCAGCAGACUUCGCACAACCUUCCACCCCUUGGCACCAAUGAACCCCAACAGCACCAGUUGAUGUAUCCUAACCAUGGCACUAGUUGUCAGUCUGGUGGAGCCGCGACACCUUCAGGGAGUCUACCACAACUGAAUGUUAAGGGUUCAAAGUUGACCUAUCAUCUAAGAGCAUCUCUAUGGCUUCUUCAAGUAGGAAAGCCAUAGAUCAUAUGCGAGCUAGAGACGGCAACUUUCAACCCCUAAGAAAGUACUAGGUGGAUCGAGUGGGACGCCGAGCAUGGCACAGCUACUCCAGCACCAGCAGCAUCAAUCUACAACUAUUCCAUCUGGACUCCAAAAUGGAUUAGCAGGUGGAGGACAUCAAGCUUGCCUAGGUGGACCUUCUGCUGGACAUCAAGGUUUACUAGGAUCUUCUGGACCUCACUCGAGUAAUGCAGUACAACAAGUCUGUACAACAGCGACUAUGAUGAUGAAGAGCAGAACGAAAAAACGCGGUCGCGGCAAAAAGCGUGGCUCUCCUGGUUCGAGGUCUGGUAGCUCCUCCUCCACCUCCUCCAGCAGUUCUAGCUCAUCCUCAUCCUCCGACUCGUCUGCUGACGCUAGACGCCGCAAGAAGAAGAAGAAAAAACUGAAGAAAAGCAAAAAACUUCUUCUGAAAAAAGAAGCAGCGAAAAAAGUGACUUCUACCUCUACUACGGCUAUUAAUAUGCAUGCCAAUCCACAUCCAGCAACACAGAACACUUCUCAACAUACUUCUAGUUCUCAACAUACAGCUAGUAGUCCUGCACUCGCGGCCCUAAAUGCCGGUAAGGGGGCCUCUUCCAUGUGCGACAAGAAUGGGACAAUAAAAGUACUGCCACCAGCCAAAGUACUGCCACCCGGAGGAAAAAACAACACUCUUGCUGGAAGCAUGAGUCCUCCAACGACGACCACAACAGCGACAACAGCAGCGACGCCAGCAGCCACGACCACAACAACAACCGCGACAGCACCCACAGGAGCAAACAACAGUUCUGCUUCUGGUGGUACGACUUCCGCAGCAGCUGCUGCAUCUUCACAAGUAAAUUUAAGGCGGUACCUAAUUAUUACAUAGAUCUUUAGACCACGCAUCCUUGAUGAAACGUAUGGAGGAGUAUCCACCUGAGGGAAAAGGACUCCCCCAGACUUUUCAAGGAUGCACUUGAAAGAUGAAUUAGGGACAGCUCUAAUAAACGUAGUAGUUGAGACGGCGCAACAAGACUCGCGGACCUCAAGCUCAAAUGACAUCAAGUUGACGGGAACUACAGAGGGCGACGUGGAGGGAGCGACUCCUCAAAGGAAAAAAAAGCGUAGUUCUAAAACGAGUUCAAAGAAAUUAAAAUCAGCAUCUCAAGGAGAGCAAGGUCCGGGAGAGCAAGGUCCGGGAGAGCAGUUACCUCCUGUGCUCGCAAGCUCUAUUAUGACAGGAAAAAGUGUACUCAUAGUUGUACUCAGAAAACUAGCUGCUUUCCUAGGCGUAAAACCUACUAGCUACAACUAGCUACAACUCACAACGGAACCAGGCAGUUAUACUUGUAGCUGCUACGUGGUUCGAAUGAAUGAGUGAGUGAACAAUGAGUAAGUAUGUACUAUACUAUGAGUACAGGAGUUGUUUAUGUUUUUCCUUUCAUAUCAUCUACAGUUGGUGGAUCCUGUCCUUCGCCUAGCGACUCGUGUAGUAGUCAAGAAGACGACGUUGAGACUCCACCGAGAGAAGAAAAGAAGAAAAAAAAGAAGAAAAAACGCAAAGUUAAGGUCAGCUUUCAUAUGUCCAUCUUUCUCGGCAUCUCGGUACCCUUUUGUUCCCCUGUAUUGUUCUCACGAAUAUUUAGAUGAGGGGGCCGAGAUGCAACAAUCUAGCAGACACUAACAAAGACCAUAA
Messenger RNA from Amoebophrya sp. A25, 12559 nucleotides. NCBI's taxonomy places the organism in Eukaryota, Dinophyceae, Syndiniales, Amoebophryaceae. The record is from the annotation of a GenBank genome assembly.